AGUGGGAGAGAUAGUUGAGGUAGAGCAGCAUGAAGAAAGUCUUCAUCACCACGGUUACCCUUCUGUUAGCUCUGUGUCCAGCUGAGUCAGAGGGUUUGGAGGUGACUGGACUUGUAGGAGGACAGGUGGAAAUCAAAUGCUCACAUAAGUUCGCAAAGCACAACAAAAAAUACUUUUGCAAGGACACCUGCACUGGUUCAGAUAUUCUGGUUCACACUGAGGACAGCAAGGACUAUACUAAGACAGGGAGAUACAGUAUAGAUGACAGAGGAGAUGGAGACUUGACUGUUACCAUCAACAACCUAAAGAUGUCAGACUCUGGGACCUACUGGUGUGGAGUGGACAGAUUCUUCAUAGACACUUCCCAGGAAGUGCUUCUCAGAGUUUUAGACGGAUUAGGAUGA
Salvelinus namaycush (lake trout) is the source of this 404-nucleotide messenger RNA. Its product is annotated as CMRF35-like molecule 5. The record is from RefSeq and is a predicted model, not a curated record. Bases 30 to 404 code for a protein of 124 amino acids. NCBI's taxonomy places the organism in Eukaryota, Metazoa, Chordata, Actinopteri, Salmoniformes, Salmonidae. The transcript is spliced from 3 exons.